ACGGGAGGUUUCUAGUUUCUACUCCACCGAAAGUUCAAAGUUCAGAAUACGUUGACCUGGUGCUGCGGUGCAUCCUGACAAGCCUGAUCAGAUUCAGAUCAAACGCUAAAGAGAAAUUACCAUUAAAAUCUUAAGUUACGUACGCAAAGACGCAAUACCAACGACUGUUACUGUUCUACCAGUCACAAGAGCAUAAGCCCGGAGCUUUCGAGAGAGAGGGAGAUGUCGUGCUUGGCGUCGUGCUGUGCAGCUUUGACCUGCGGUCUCUGCACCUCAGUGGCCUCUGGGAUCACCAAGCGCUCGGCCAGGCUUGGUUACUGUGGUCUCUUCGGUAUAUCGUUAAUCGUUUCCUGGAUUCUCCGGGAAGUCGCGUCUCCUCUCUUGGAGAAAAUCCCAUGGAUAAACACUUCUGGCACUCACACAAAGGAAUGGUUUCAAAUACAAGCAGUUCUUCGUGUGAGCUUGGGGAAUUUCUUGUUUUUUGCAAUUUUGGCUGUUAUAAUGAUCGGCAUAAAGGACCAAAAUGACAGACGUGAUUCAUGGCACCAUGGUGGAUGGAUUGCCAAGAUGCUAAUCUGGCUUUUGCUGGUAGUCCUCAUGUUUUUCCUUCCUAAUGUUGUCAUUUCGAUCUAUGGUACUUUAUCAAAAUUUGGAGCAGGGUUAUUUUUAUUGGUUCAAGUGAUUAUCUUACUAGACUGUACACACUCAUGGAAUGAUGCUUGGGUUGAGAAAGACGAGCAGAAGUGGUAUAUUGCUUUACUUUCGGUGUCAGUUGGAUGCUACAUUGCAGCAUUUACGUUCUCAGGAAUUCUGUUCAUUUGGUUCAACCCUUCUGGCCAUGACUGUGGCCUCAAUGUCUUCUUCAUUGUCAUGACCAUGAUUCUGGCAUUUGCAUUUGGAAUUAUUGCAUUGCAUCCUACGGUGAAUGGCAGUCUCUUGCCUGCUUCUGUGAUAUCUCUUUAUUGUGCUUACGUGUGCUACACGGGUCUCGCCAGUGAACCUCGUGACUAUGUAUGCAAUGGACUGAGUAAUAAAUCAAAAGCAGUCACCACAAGCACUCUUAUUCUUGGGAUGCUCACAACCGUUCUGUCUGUUCUAUACUCUGCUCUUCGUGCUGGAUCUUCGACAACAUUUCUAUCACCACCAUCUUCACCCAAGUCAGGUGAGAAGAAACCUCUUCUUGAAGCAGAAGAGUUGGAAGGAGGAAAGGAAAAGAAGAAGGAAGCAGAAGCACGUCCAGUUACUUAUUCCUAUACCUUCUUCCAUCUGAUCUUUGCUUUGGCUAGCAUGUACUCAGCUAUGCUUCUUUCUGGGUGGACCAACUCAUCCGAGAGCUCUGACCUGAUAGAUGUUGGCUGGACAUCAGUUUGGGUUCGGAUCUGCACGGAGUGGGUUACCGCCGUGCUAUAUAUCUGGUCUCUUGUGGCUCCUCUGAUUUGCCCUGGUCGUGAGUUCUUUUAGGCCUCCUGUUCAUGAUAUAUCUAGCAUCCAGAAUCUGUUAUUAUGUGGUGUUUUGGGUAAUGGAGUAUCAUGUUGAUGUGUCUUAUUUUCUUUUUUGGGGGUUGGAAAAAGAAAAAAGGGAUGAGGAGAGGGAGAAGGGGUGUUAGGUCUGUCAAGUGUUGAAUCCUUAUUGUACUUAGCUUUGCAUAUAUGAUAUACCCGAGUAAAUCCGUCUGUCACGUGACUUAAGUAUAAUCUUCACCAUGUGUACAUAAGUUCUUAGGUACCUUAUCUUUUCAACCCGGUUUUCACAAGUGAAGUCUACUAAAGAUUUGUACCAAAAUUUUUUUCCGUUCUUAAAAUUUGAACUUAAGUUUGAAA
Messenger RNA from Alnus glutinosa, 1821 nucleotides. RefSeq lists its product as uncharacterized. The record is from RefSeq and is a predicted model, not a curated record. The transcript is spliced from 6 exons. Bases 223 to 1461 code for a protein of 412 amino acids. Lineage: Eukaryota; Viridiplantae; Streptophyta; Magnoliopsida; Fagales; Betulaceae. Gene Ontology annotation, cellular component: membrane.